Molecule: messenger RNA, 666 nt
Organism: Fomitiporia mediterranea MF3/22
Lineage: Eukaryota; Fungi; Basidiomycota; Agaricomycetes; Hymenochaetales; Hymenochaetaceae
Product: phosphatases II
Exons: 4
Biological process (GO): protein dephosphorylation
Cellular component (GO): nucleus
Molecular function (GO): protein tyrosine/serine/threonine phosphatase activity
Source: RefSeq, a predicted model, not a curated record
AGCUUGGCAGCCGCAAAGUCCCUUCAUGAAUACCCAGAACUAGGCAUCACGCACAUUCUUUCCGUCUGUCCAGAAUAUCCAGAGGCCGAGGAGGCUCGCAAGGGCGCAACAAUUUCAGCCAUUGCAUCCCGGCCGUCCGCUCAGCACCCAACACACCGUUGUAUUUCAAUUGAGGACUCGGAAUUUGAGGAUAUCCUUACCCACCUCCCAGCUGCAGUCGCUUUCAUUAGAGAUGCCCUUGAACCACGCCAAACCAUUCCUGGGGAUGAUGACGUCCUUGUCCACUGCGUCAUGGGUAUAUCGCGUUCGACGACAGUAGUCUGCGCGUACUUAAUGGCGACGCGCCAGUUAUCUUUCCCGGCCGCGUUAAUGUUUAUUCGGAAGCGUCGACCACGCGUGCAUCCAAAUUACGGUUUUCGUCGACAGCUUCAAAUAUUUGGCGAAUGCGGCUAUUUCAAAAAUUACCCUGCGCCUGUUCAAACUCAUCCGGCUUUCACAGCCUGGCAGCGCAAGAAGAGGCGCGAAGUAUGCAGAUACCUAUCUAGAAUCGAGGACGCUAUCGAGAUUAAGCUAGACAAUGAGGACGAACCACAACUAGCAAUCGCAGAGUGCGUCCUCAGUCCUCUUCUCCUUGCUCUCCUCAUAUUUUCAGGAUGCAACCUCUGA